Aspergillus glaucus CBS 516.65 is the source of this 976-nucleotide messenger RNA. Its product is annotated as class I SAM-dependent methyltransferase. The coding region runs from base 71 to 976 and encodes 301 amino acids. NCBI's taxonomy places the organism in Eukaryota, Fungi, Ascomycota, Eurotiomycetes, Eurotiales, Aspergillaceae. The record is from RefSeq and is a predicted model, not a curated record. The transcript has 3 exons.
AUUUAAUCCAGAUACAACAUCCCAUCGAAUAAAUACAAACACUUACCUUGUCGCUGUUAUCCAAGUCAAAAUGUCCACACCAUCCACAAAAGACCGCAUCCUAUCCCUCGUCGAACCAGCCGUGAUCCUCAGCAUGGCUGUAAAGGCAUACAUCCGCAUCCUCCUCGAAUCCAUUACCAACGGCCAAAUAUCAACACUCCUAACCCACCCCCAAACCCUCCGCGACGAAGGAUUCAGUCGCUUCUGGUUGGGAUUUAGCUCAUCCCCAACACGAUCAAACCCAGCCCAACUAGAAGGUUCCGCAGCGCUAAUCCCACCACUCCUCGCCCGGGUCUCCGGGACGGUAUUAGAUGUUGGUCCCGGGACAGGAACGCAGAUGCCGUAUCUGUCUGCACGACGGGAGUAUGUUAAGGGCAUUUAUGGCGCGGAGCCGUGUAAGGGACUUCAUGGGGAGUUGAGAGCGAAUGCGUCGAAGGAGGGGUUAGAUGGGAAGUAUCAUGUUCUGGGGUGUGGGGUUUCGGCGGGGGAACUUGUUCCAGAAUUGCGGAGGGAGGGGUUACUGCGUGAUAUGGAUGGGGAUGUUGGUGCUGAGCAAUCAAUGCAACUGGUUAAAGAAAAGGGUGGUAUAUUCGAUACGAUAAUCUGUGUCCGCGUCCUCUGCUCAGUCCCCGACCUAGAGCAGCGCGCGAGGGAGCUUUAUACUCUCCUCAAACCCGGUGGCCAAUUACUCGUCGCGGAGCACGUGGUUAAUCCCUGGCAGACGCCGAAGGGUUCGCUCGCUGCGAGGAUGGCGCAGGGUGUGUAUGAGUUGCUGGGAUGGCAGUGGUUUAUGGGGGAUUGUUGUAUGGUGAGGGAUACGGAGGGGGCGUUGAGGAGGGCUGCGGAGGGGGAUGGGGGGUGGGAGGUUGUGGAUGUGGAGAGGUCGUUUGGGUGGUCGGCUUUGCCGUAUGUUUCAGGGGUUUGGGUUAAGAAAUAG